AAUAACCUCAAUCACCACCUUUGAUCAUCUAAGCGGCUGCCGGCCGAGCGAUCGACGGCGGGGGCGUACCUACGUUGUCUUGAUGAAAUGGUCAAUCAAGAAAGUUUCAACUCCAACAAAAAGAAAAAUUCCCCAGAGCACCGCCACCAAACCCUGUAUAUAAAAUUGUAAAACUUGCCAAUCUCUUCAAUUCCCAUUUCCAUCCUCAUUGAUUCUAAUAAUUAGCUGUAUGUUGAAGAAACCGAAAUUAUAUGUUACCAUGUUUAGAUCUCUCACUAAACGCAAAAGCCCAUACAGCUAUAAGCAAUUAGCCGACGACGCUGCUUUGGUCGCCGCCGAUCAUGGCGGCGGCGAGCCCAAGUUGAGCAGAACAAGAAGCUGGCCGCCGCCUUCAGCCAAGAAGAAAGUGAUGUCCACUACAUCAGAGUUGCAUAAUUUUCCGGCGAAAUCGCAGGCGAAACAGAUGAGGAAGGUCAGCAAGAUUCUCCCCAUUUUCAGCGUUUUCGACGGCCGGAAAAAGAAGAAGGCGACGGCCCGGCCGGAGUUCUCAAGGUACCUCGAGUAUGUUAGGGAAGGUGGGUUUGAAGGCGUGUUGGACAUGGACACAACUAUGAGGGCCUCUGCUACUAAUUCUCAUGUCUGAAAUAUCAAAUAUGACGUGUGUUUUCGUUUAAUUUAAUAUAUUUUCGUGUAAUUAUUGAUUCCUCUUAUAAAA
Molecule: messenger RNA, 715 nt
Organism: Ipomoea triloba (trilobed morning glory)
Lineage: Eukaryota; Viridiplantae; Streptophyta; Magnoliopsida; Solanales; Convolvulaceae
Exons: 1
Coding region: 230-643 (137 amino acids)
Source: RefSeq, a predicted model, not a curated record